UUUUUGUGUUGAUUCGCAGGUUUAGCAGGCAUUAAAGUUGUGUAGUUAUGGGUUCUUCUGCCAUACAGCGGGAAGACAUCCAGUUUCUCGUGAAUAACGUAAAAUUCAAAAAGAAUAAUGGAUCCCUAUGCAUCACGGAAGGAGGAGUUGGUUGGGCACCGGAAAACUCUCAGGAGCUUUCUCUCACUUGCAAGUAUGGUGAGAUCAAAACCGUCAAAGUUUCUCCAGACGGAAAAGCGAAGGUGCAAGCGCAGCUGGUGAUGAACCAAGGAUCGUCGAUUAACUUUCACUUCGUGAAUCCCCUCGGAGUGGAACAUCAACUUAAGGAUCGAAAUGAAGUGAAAGAGCGUAUUAUGCAGAAGUUACCGAAAUUCCGCGUGGCUGUGAAUAAAGAACUUGAAGAGAAGAACAGAAUACUUGCCAGUAAUCCCGCACUACUUGAACUCUACAAAGAGCUUGUGAUCAAUUACGUUGUUACGUCAGAAGAAUUCUGGGCCAAUCAUGCCCCUGCUUAUUUGCAACUUUCCACGGGGGCAAAGACGGAACAGCCACCUGAGCAGCAAACUGGCAUCUCGGGGGCCUUCUUGGCGGAAGUUAAACCUGAAACAGAUGGAAACAAUGGCAUUCAGUACAAGUUGACGACGGACAUAAUUGAUUCCAUCUUCCGAACGUACCCAGCUGUGAAGAAGAAACACAUGGAAUGUGUUCCUGACAAAGUUUCGGAGUCGGAAUUCUGGACCAAGUUCUUCCAGUCUCAUUAUUUCCAUCGCGACCGUGUGGGCUAUUCAUCAUCCGACGUGUUCGCGGAUUGUACUAGGAGAGAUGACCGAGACGUUCGCAAAGAGCUCGUGAAUUUGAAAGACAAUCCGUUGAUAGAUUUACGAUCGUUCGAAGAUGGUGUUUGGGUUGACAACGGCGAGGAAGAUCCUCUACCAGUGAAAAAGUCUUCCAGUGUUCCUUUGACGCACAAAAGCAUGAUUCGAAGAUUCAAUCAUCAUUCGAUGAUGAUUUUGAAGGCUGGGCAACGCGUGGAGCAGAAAAUUUCGCAGAAGGACGAAGUACCCGGAGCGAAGCGAAAACGUGAAGAUGAGGAAUCUGUUGUUAACGUUGACAGUGGUAGAAGUAACAGAAUCAGGAAACAAAUCAUGGAAAAAAUCUCGCUUGACGAUCUCGAACCAGAAAAACCUCGCAACAAUGCCAUGCUUCAAGUUGAUUUGGAUGCUGGUCGUUAUGCUUGUGUUGAACAACGAUUAGGAACACCUCAAAUGCAUUUACAGUGGCAUGAUGCCGUUAAGAGAAAGCUUGUGUCCGAGUGGCCUGCAAGGAAACAUUUUGGAGCAUGCAUGGUGGAUAUGAAGCAUAAAACCUCCGUCAUCCAGCCGGAAGCCGCGUGGGAAGUUUUGAAGGAGUUUUCCGCCGAAGUUUCAAAAAGGUCCGAACAGAGCGGUGAAACUGUUUUCCACAUGAUUGCACCGGAUAUUCAGCAAGAACUCAUCAAUGUGAACAUUUCGCUGAUGGAACUCCUGCGGCAUUUCUGGUCCUGCUUUCCGGCCAGAACUCCUGAUCUGGAAGCCAAAGCCCAUAGGAUGAAGGAAGCGCUCGAUAGAUUCCUGAAUACUCGGUUAAGGCCCCUCGAGGAUCGUGUGCAUCGUGAUCAUUUGAUACCGAACGACGUGGUGAAACAUCCGAUGAAGAUGUUGGAAAUGGCAUAUGAAAAGUACAACGCUUGGCAGCAACGACUCACCACUCAGCCGAAGCUGAGAUGA
Messenger RNA from Notodromas monacha, 1766 nucleotides. Lineage: Eukaryota; Metazoa; Arthropoda; Ostracoda; Podocopida; Cyprididae. The record is from the annotation of a GenBank genome assembly.